CGCACAGGCACUUCCGGUGACGUGGAAGCUGCCUCUCAGGACCGGGAAUGAUGGCUGCUCCCCUGAGCUCCGCGCUGCUCUUCCUGGCCGCCCUGGUGUUGACCCCGGGGGCUCUUGCCGGAUCCCGAACCCUGGUCCUGCUUGAGAACAUUAACCUGCGGGAGACGCACUCGCUCUUUUUUCGCAGCCUGAGCGACAGGGGAUUCGACCUUUCCUUCAAGACUGCAGAUGACCCAAGCCUGUCCCUAAUCAAGUAUGGAGAAUUCCUGUAUGACAACCUGAUCAUCUUUUCGCCGUCAGUAGAAGAUUUUGGAGGAAACCUCAAUGUGGAGAUGAUAAGCUCCUUCAUAGAUGGUGGUGGCAGUGUCCUGGUGGCAGCCAGUUCGGAUAUAGGGGAUCCUCUCCGUGAGUUGGGAAGUGAAUGUGGCAUUGAGUUUGAUGAAGAGAAAACGUCCGUCAUCGACCACCACAACUAUGACUUGUCAGACCCUGGCCAGCACACCUUGAUUGUAGCCGACCCCGAAAACCUCCUGAAGGCCCCAACUAUUGUGGGGAAAAAUACCCCAAAUCCCAUCCUGUUCAGAGGUGUGGGUAUGGUGGCCGAUCCUGAUAACCCCCUGGUGCUGGACAUCCUCACCGGCUCUUCCACCUCCUACUCGUUUUUCCCUGAUAAACCCGUCACACAGUACCCACAUGCAGUCGGCAAGAACACUCUCCUGAUUGCAGGGCUCCAGGCCAGGAACAAUGCCCGCGUGGUCUUUAGUGGCUCCCUUGAUUUCUUCAGUGAUGCUUUCUUUAACUCUGCUGUGCAGAAAGCUACUCCCGGCUCCACCAGAUACUCAAAGACCGGAAACUAUGAGCUGGCAGUCGCCCUAUCACAAUGGGUGUUUAAGGAGGAGGGCGUGCUGAGGGUCGGAGCUGUGUCUCACCACCGCGUUGGAGAAACACAACCACCCAGCGCUUAUACAAUCACUGACCUUGUGGAGUACAGCAUAGUGAUUGAGAAGCUUUCUGAUGGGAAAUGGAUUCCCUUCGAUGGAGACGACAUUCAGCUGGAAUUUGUACGCAUUGAUCCAUUUGUCCGGACCUUCCUGAAGAAGAACGGUGGAAAAUACAGCGUCCAGUUCAAGCUUCCAGAUGUGUACGGCGUGUUCCAGUUCAAAGUAGAUUAUAACAGACUGGGGUAUACUCACCUCUACUCCACCACACAAGUGUCUGUACGGCCUCUCCAGCACACCCAGUAUGAGCGAUUCAUUCCCUCAGCCUUCCCAUACUACGCCAGCGCCUUCUCCAUGAUGUUCGGCCUCUUCGUCUUCAGCAUUGUUUUCUUGCACAUGAAAGAGAAAGAAAAAUCUGAUUAAAAAGAAAUUGCUGCAGUUUUACUGAGCACAGAAUGCAGUCAUCAUCCGGUCCAGGGGGGCCAGAAGGGGGAGGGGGGGCAUUUUGGUUGUACAUUUUUGGAUUUCUGUUUUAAUUUGUGCAGAUUUUAUAUAUUUGACAUCAUUCUGUUUGCAGUCAUCUCUAGGGGCCGGUGGAGAGGAGAUAAGUAAUGGGGGAGACAUAAGACACACUGACACCCCCUCCACCACAGACGGGACACAUUUUUUUUUCUGUGUGGUGAUUUUUUUUUUUUUUUUUUGGACGUUUAUGGGCACUUGAUCUAUUUGGACCAUUUGUAAUAAAAAUAAAAAUGUUUCCCCCAUAACCCUCCAUGGUCCUGUCAUUUAUCUGCACACAGUAGCAGACGGAGUUUAGCUGUCGCUUUUUUCAUGGAUGUCAGGCCUGUGGUCAUCUCGCUGUUGAACCUCUACAGAUGGACCAUGGUCACUGACUCCUGUGGGGGACACAAAGGGCUGAGCAGAGGGGAUGGCGUCGGUGAGGGAUCUGAUCUGAGGUAUAUAUGCUGUAGCCAGAUUGUUAAUAUAGACAGGCACACUUCAUUUGGAGUAACCCGGAGAAAUUUAGUUUAUCAUUCAUAUAUUAAUUUAUUGGUCAAUAAAAAAUUAAUAUUUUAUAUCUCUAUCUCAACAUUAAAAUAUACAAAUGUCCCUCUAUUUGUGGUGUAUGCGGUGAAUGGUUGAGAUUUCUUUCACCUCCUCUAAUUGGAUCCAAUUUUUUAUGUUCUUUCCAAUAUAGUAUAAAACAAAUUUAAAAUAAGCAAAUAGUCCCAAUGGAUACUUUGUAUUAUUGUAUAGUUAAUUUCUAUUCCCAAUGCGCUGAUCAGCAAUUUAUCGACCAAACAACCAGUUCCAAUGGAUACUUUAUAUUAUUAUAUAGUUCAUGUAUAUUCCCAAUGCGCUGAUUCCUGGGUCUCUUAUAUUGAUGGUGGUGUUUACACAGUAGUAACUGAGAGUCUGUUACUCACUGUUUAGAGAAGAUAAGUUGCUACGCUCCAUGGCGUCCCACGUGGUAGCUACAGCGCUUCCCUCAGAUUCAUAACCUGGUCUUUCUUUAAUUGUUAACAAUAUAUUGUCAAUUGCUAUCCAAGACAUAUAAAUAAAAUGCAUUGCGAUUUUGAUGCC
This is a messenger RNA of Bufo gargarizans (Asiatic toad), 2522 nucleotides long. It is a transcript of the gene DDOST, whose product is annotated as dolichyl-diphosphooligosaccharide--protein glycosyltransferase non-catalytic subunit. Gene Ontology annotation, cellular component: oligosaccharyltransferase complex; endoplasmic reticulum membrane. NCBI's taxonomy places the organism in Eukaryota, Metazoa, Chordata, Amphibia, Anura, Bufonidae. The record is from RefSeq and is a predicted model, not a curated record. Bases 48 to 1361 code for a protein of 437 amino acids. The transcript has 11 exons.